Anopheles marshallii is the source of this 1143-nucleotide messenger RNA. RefSeq names its product protein Wnt-4 (gene Wnt4). Lineage: Eukaryota; Metazoa; Arthropoda; Insecta; Diptera; Culicidae. The transcript has 5 exons. Gene Ontology annotation, biological process: multicellular organism development; cell fate commitment; canonical Wnt signaling pathway. Gene Ontology annotation, cellular component: extracellular region. Bases 1 to 1143 code for a protein of 380 amino acids. The record is from RefSeq and is a predicted model, not a curated record. Gene Ontology annotation, molecular function: cytokine activity; frizzled binding.
AUGGCUAGGGAAGGGGUGGACAUUGUGCGGGAAGGUGGGACAUUGGGAAGCAAUGGCGGCCUGAACGGUGGGGGACGCAGUCGGACCGAUGGGUCCUUCCAGCAGAAGAAUAUAUUUGCUAGUUUGCUCAUUCUGAGUGCGAUUUGUUGCUUCAUCGAGUGCAACGAUGUCAUCACAUCGAAAGGAGAUACUCCAUCAUUGUCAGCAAAAAACACAGUAAUGGCCGUUUUUAGUCCUAUGAUCAAAUCACCCGGCCCAUGCAAAUUUCUGUCCGGCACGCGCAAACAGAACCAUCAGUGCCGGCGCGACAUCGGACUACCGGAAGCAAUCAAGGAAGCGCGCCGUCUGGCGGUAACGCACUGCGAGGAACAGUUUCGAUACGACCGCUGGAACUGCUCGAUAGAAACCAGAGGCAAGCGUAACAUUUUCAAAAAGGUGUAUCGUGAAACGGCAUUUGUACACGCACUCACCGCCGCCGCCAUUACGCACGCGGUCGCACGUGCGUGUGCUGAAGGAAAAAUGACCAAAUGUCAGUGCGCCUCGGAGAGAAAACCCGAGGCUACGAGUCUGGCCUGGCGCUGGGGCGGAUGCAGUGACAAUCUUAAGCACGGCAAGCGUGUCGCGCGGAACUUUCUCGAGCUGCAACCGAAAAAUGGUGAUCCGGUCGCGGAAAUGCUACGACAUGAUAGUGAGGUUGGCAUAAGUGCAAUUACCAGUGCAAUGACGGAUCGUUGCAAAUGUCACGGCGUUUCGGGAUCAUGCUCGAUGAAAACGUGCUGGAGAAGGCUUGGCGACUUUAACACGACUGCGGCACUGCUGAGAACAAAAUACCAUCUUGCCAUACGGAAGAUUCCGGUUAACAAUAAAACUUCACGCCGAUCGGCACCGAGAGACUUCCGCCCAAGGGAAACGAUCUACGAUCAGCUGUACUACUUUGAAACCUCACCCACGUUCUGCUCGGUGACGCGUGGCCGACGAUGUCUGCAUCCGGACAACUGUGCGACACUCUGCUGCGGUCGCGGCUACACCACCAAGGUCAUCAAGACGCUCGAAAAGUGUCGUUGCCGCUUCACGAACGGCCGCUGCUGUCAGGUGGUGUGUGACUACUGCGAAAAGUACGAGGAUCGAUAUUACUGUAAAUAG